GAACCUCCUAUAGAAGGCACUUUGAAAAAUCAUAAACCAGCCCACAUACCAGAACUCUUCCCAACCCUCUGCCUAUCUAUGCGAGACAAGAAGAAGCUUUACAUUCCAGUGUGAGAACUUAGCCCCGUGAUUUCCAAUUCUGCACAAGUCAUGACUCCAGCAAGAAGUCACCACACACUGAUUGGCACUACGCUUGGCUCUGUGCUCCUGUUUGGGUUCUUCCUUCCCUCCAGUCCUGCAGAUUCCACAUCAUACAGUCCAGAUCUAUUUGUUUUAGAAAGCAGAGAGAACCAUUUGUGCAUUUCGGUCAACAAAACCGGCUUAUUUCUGUCAAGCUGUGAGCCCUUUAAUAAUGAUACACUAUGGAAGUGGGGUACAGGACAGCGGCUGUACAACUUGGGACGCAGGAAGUGCCUUGGACUGGACCUCCAAUAUCCCGCAGAACCCCUAGCAAUGGUUGAAUGCGAUUCCGACCAGCACACCCUGAGCUGGCAGUGCAACAACGGCCUUCUGAUUGGUGUCAACAAUUACAAGCUUGCUGCUGUUGGAGAAAAAGUGAUUGCCAGCAAACAAUUAUUACAUAAAUGGAGAGGUUAUGGAUCUUUUCGUGACAAUUUAUGCGACUACAAUUUCCAAGAAAUCUUUACUCUUAAUGGGAAUUCCAGGGGAAAACCUUGUGUAUUUCCAUUUAAAUUCCAAAACAGCUGGUUCCAUGAAUGUACUACCAUUGGAAAAUCUGAAGGAAUGCAAUUUUGUGCCACCACUGUGUCCUUUGACAAGCACAAACUAUGGGGAUACUGUCCCACAUAUGGCGAUGGCUGUGGUUUGUUAUGGGAGGAAAACACUGUCACACAUUCUUGCUACCAAUUCAAUCUCGAGUCUUCUCUCUCCUGGAAUCAAGCCCGAGACUCUUGUCAAGCUCAAGGUGGAGAUCUGCUAAGCAUCACAAAUCUUGCUGAACAUGAGUAUAUUUCCAAGAGACUGGUUUAUACUGGGAUUGUGUUAUGGACUGGGCUCAAUCAGCUGGAUACCACUUCUGGGUGGCAGUGGUCGGAUGGCUCCCCCUUUGCUUUUGUCAACUGGAGAUCAAAUUUUAAACCCUAUUCGACUGGGAAGAAACAAUGUGGAGUCCUUGACACAACAUCAAACAACACCUGGUACAGCUUAGCUUCGGAAGUCCGAUUGCCAUAUGCCUGUAAGAAGUAUCUUACUCCAAGACAACAUGACAUCUUUGAAAACUGGAAAUAUUACCCAACGGUGUGUGAAGAUCAUUGGCUACCAUACAACCGCUACUGCUACAAGCUGCAGAAAGAGAAGCUGAACUGGUCCCAGGCAUCUGCUGCCUGUGCCACCAAUGGAGGGGAAUUAAUGAAAGUCACGUCACUGGCACACACAGAGUUUCUGCUGCAUCUUCUCCAACAUGAGAAAGUGACCGAGGCCUGGAUAGGAAUGACCAGCAAACAUAAGGACCCCGUUAUCUUUCAAUGGUGGGACGGCUCAGCAGUGACCUUCACCAGUUGGCAGAGGCAGGAACCCAACAUCAGCCAAGAGGACAGUGACCUGUGUGUGUCCACACAAACAUCUGAUGGAAACUGGAAAGUAAAACCUUGCCAUUUAGAACUUCUCUCCGUCUGUAAGAAGCCUGGACUAAAUGUUACCGCAGAUGUUGCUGAAGAGACCUGUGAAGAGCCCUUCGAGAGAUACAGAGGUUACUGCUAUGGAAUUGAUGUUCUAACAUUACCUUAUAAAGACGCUGGAAGUGAUCCUUACUGCCCUCUAGCGACCAUAACUGACAGGUUUGAACAAGCUUUUGUUAACAGCUGGAUAUUCAGCAGAAUAAUACCUGGGGAUUAUUACUUUUGGAUUGCUUUACAAGAUACCAAUGGCACUGGAGAGUAUGCCUGGACAGCAGAUGGCACAAGGCAAACCCGCUUGUCCUUCACAAACUGGAACGUGGGACAACCCAGUCGCAAUGGAGGGUGUGUCGUUAUGACCAGACCACAUCUUGGCCAUUGGGAAGUGAAGGACUGUGAGAGUUUCCUUGCAAUGUCAUUGUGUAAGAAGCCUCUAACCACAACUGUAGAGGAGGAAGACUUGGAUACACCAACAAUAGACAAGGAGCAGCAAUGUCCUCUAUCAUGGGACUCGGAACCACAGCUGGAGCACUGCUAUAAGGUCUUCCACCAUGAGAAAAUGCUAAGAAACAGGACCUGGAAGGAAGCGGAGAACUUGUGUCAAGAUUUUGGUGCUCAUCUUGUCAGCUUUUCACAUUUAAACGAAGAGAAGUUUCUUACAGAGCUUUUAAGCAGCAUGUUUAAUCGAGAUGAUCAUAGACAAUUCUGGAUUGGAUUCAGUAACAGUAAUCCAUCUUCCGAAGGGUCCUGGGAGUGGUCAGAUGGAACUCCGGUUGUAUCUGCAUAUUGGGAAGAUAUAUAUUCUAGUGGGAAAUCUGAGCGCUGUGCCGCUUUUAAUGCAAAUAAGACAUUCAUUUCAUUAGAUUGUGAGGAGAAGCUGGAAUGGAUCUGCAAAUUUCCAAAAGGGGUCAAACCAAAGUUUCCAGACUGGCAUGUUGUUGAAAUUCCAUUUGUUUUUUAUCAAGGAAUAAAUUACUUGUUCUAUAAAGCAAAUGCUGACUUUGCUGCAUUUGAAUUUGUAUGUGCCUGGAUAGGAAGUUACAUGGCCACCAUACAUUCUGAGGCUGAACAAGAAUUCAUCCACAGAAGGAUUAAAAAGAUGUCAAACAAGAAUGAAAAAUGGUGGCUUGGUCUCGUUUACGAAAACCCACAUGAUGGCUUUGGAAGAUGGAAGGACGGAUCACCUGUUAUCUACAAGAACUGGGAAAAGGAGCCAGAGAGCCACGAUUUAUCCAAUAGAGGACAGCAGUGUGCCUAUAUCAUGACAGACACAGGCCUCUGGGGUUUUUCAGACUGUUUUGCAAUGAAUUCGGGAAUCUGUAAAACAAGCUUAAUGCACAGAAUAGAAAAAGAUAAAAUACCCAAGGAUGACAAGCAGAAACAUGGAACGUGCCCUGUGGAUUGGCUGUACUACGGAUAUAAGUGUUACCUUGUAAACAAAAAUGAAGAUGGAAAAAUACUGGAUUGGCAUUCUGCUGCUAAGAAUUGCAAAAAUGAUGGCGGUCAAUUGUUUACCAUUUCCAAUCAUCUCGAACAAGCAUUUAUAGUUAUGCAGCUGUUUAAACAGAAGAACAGUUUUUGGAUUGGACUCAGCAGAGAUGAUUAUGAUGUAUGGGAAAAUGGCACAUCAGACAGAUACACAAACUGGUUUCCAAUUAAAACAAACCAUGGUUCAGAAAUCAUUCAGGAUCACCAAUGUGCCGCAAUAUCUGCCGAUCACAACAUUUUUCCUGUAGGGAAAUGGCAUCUUGAAAACUGUGGCCAUGAAGGCUAUGGAUUCAUUUGUGAGAAAGCACAAGAUGUUUCCGGUCACAUUGUAAAUGGUUCCGACAUGUUCCCAAUACCGGACCUAUUGCCAUAUGGACAUAAAUUGUACAGAGUAAUAUCUGGAAACAUGACCUGGUAUGACGCCUCCUUUGCUUGCAAGGGAUACGGGGCUGAUUUGGUUACCAUUACUGACGAGUAUCAUCAAGCCUUUGCCACUGUCAUUGUCCACCGCAAAGGUUAUUCCCACUGGAUUGGAUUAUAUAAAGAAAUGAGAGAAGAAGCAUUUGAAUGGGCAGAUGGUUCUAUUUCUUGGUUUACAUCAUGGGCAGAUGAGUCACCAUCAGAAGAUGGGAACUGUGCAUAUAUCGACACCGAUGGACUUUGGAGAGCUGUGGACUGUAAUGUGCAACUGCAAGGUGCCAUGUGUCUUGUCAGCACGGACAACAGAACAACGGGAUUUAAUGGCAGCUGUCCAGAAGAUUGGAUACAGUUCCAAGAAUUUUGCUACACAUUUUCAGGUGUUUUAAACAACACAGAUUACUACACCUCUGAGGAGAUCUGCCAGCAGCAAGAUUCUACAAUCCUGAGUCUAAUGCAUGAAGAGGAAGAUGUAUUUCUUCAGAAAUUACUCACUUCCUUUACCGUACAAGACAUAUGGUUAAACAGAAUAACGUCUAGCAACGACGGUACAGAACAUUGGUCAAAUGGCACAACAUUAAAUUACACCAAUUGGAAUAACGAGAUAUCAUAUUACAAAGCCUUGAUUGGCGGUAUGUGUGUCACGCGUUUGACGGUUGAUGGUACUUGGGUGCCGACAGAGUGCUCUGAAAGAAGAGGAUUUAUAUGUAAGAAAAGCACAAGUAUCAAAAAAUUGGAAGAAAAUCUUGCAGAAUUACCCGGAACAAGUCAUGUUGUGAUUCCAGUUGCGGUUAUAAUGACCCUGGUACUGUCAAGUCUUUUCAUACUUGCAUUGUAUCUGUUCAAGAAGAAAAGAUGCCAUGUAGACUCCGGCUUGCAGGGCCUGAUAUGCAUGCAGUCUGGCGCAGAGGGAAGUAAUGUGGAAGAAUCUAUAUUGAUUACAGAACUGGAGGAUGAAGGAAACAGAUAGCAGUGUUUCGUUAUGAUGAACACAAGAUUAAAGGGAUCAAUGUGAGCUUGAAGACUUGUUACAAUGUGGCACUGGAAUGUAGAUACGCUUUCUAUGCUUUUUUAAACGUACAGAAAAACACCUCGUUAACAAACCCAUCAUCCUGGAAAAUCAAGCAAGUUUGCAAAAACAAAAACCUUUCACCUUUUUUUCUUACUCCCUCUGUCCCCUGAGAGCAUUGCCUUAGACUUGCCCCCCCAGUUUUCUGCAGAAAUUAGCAACAUUGAAGAAAUACUGAGGAUAACCGACAUAACAGAACAAUGAAACUGAAGGCAGUUUGGCUGUCUCUCACCUUAGGAUUUCUUUCUGUUCAACCAUUCAGCACCAAAACACUGCUAUUUCUAAGGACAUUUUGGAUUUUGAAAAUGGUGGUUUGGGGACUGUGAUGCCUUGUACACACGACCGGUUUUCACAACGAGAAAACUGC
Molecule: messenger RNA, 4975 nt
Organism: Rana temporaria (common frog)
Lineage: Eukaryota; Metazoa; Chordata; Amphibia; Anura; Ranidae
Gene: PLA2R1
Product: phospholipase A2 receptor 1
Exons: 30
Coding region: 151-4509 (1452 amino acids)
Cellular component (GO): plasma membrane; signaling receptor complex
Molecular function (GO): signaling receptor activity
Source: RefSeq, a predicted model, not a curated record